UUGUUAAGACGUACCAACGUGUGUUUAACGGCUGUAUUGCUCAGUACGCAUGUCACCACUGGAUCAUCAUGGCUACUCCUGUGGAUUUAGAACUUAAAAAGGCCUUCACAGAACUUCAAGCCAAAGUGAUUGACACGCAGCAGAAAGUAAAACUUGCUGAUUUACAAAUUGAGCAGCUCAGUAGAACAAAGAAACAUGCUCAGCUGACCAACCUUGAAAUUAUGCACUUGUCUGAUACAACCCCUGUAUAUGAAGGUGUGGGAAGAAUGUUUGUCCUUCAGAGCAAAGAAAAUAUUCACACCCAUCUAUUAAACAAGCAGAAAAUAGCUGAUAAGAAAAUUGUAGAGCUGGAGCAGAAAAAAUCGUAUUUGGAGCGCAGUGUAAAAGAUGCAGAAGACAACAUAAGAGAAAUGUUGAUGGCCCGAAGAGCACAAUAAUCAACUUGUCUGUUUAAUUUCUGAAUUAAAUGUUUUUAUUCCACUAUCCGAUAUAUAAUUAAUUUUCCUAAAAAUUUAAUACAGUUACGUUUACUGCAGUCACCUAGUAACCAGAAGAGCUUGAAUUUAUUUAUUGGUGCAACUACUUUUUUUUUACUCUGGCUGACUUAUUUUUUUUUUAUUUUUUUUUUUGUGUGUAUUUGUUUAGAUUAUAGCACCUCUGCAUCAUCGUGACAAGAUAAUACAGAGGCUGUUUCCCUGUUAGUACUUAAAAUACAUGUUAAGUCCCUGGCCAUCUUGCAUGUUUGAUGGCAGACACAGUGUGCUUGUGCAUUAACUGGCACGCCCUCAGAUGAUGAAUGGCAUUUGCAUCAAUUGGCAUACUCUUUAUAAGGAAUGCUUGUGGGGGGACUGUUGAUAACCAGCUUUCCCUUUGCUCCCUAUUAUAACAGGCGAGUGCAUUGGGUGAAUACUGUUUGAUACCUGGUGUAACUUAGAGAAAGGUUCAUCUUAUAAACUGUGUUCCUUACACAA
Molecule: messenger RNA, 971 nt
Organism: Pelobates fuscus (common spadefoot toad)
Lineage: Eukaryota; Metazoa; Chordata; Amphibia; Anura; Pelobatidae
Gene: PFDN1
Product: prefoldin subunit 1
Exons: 4
Coding region: 69-437 (122 amino acids)
Biological process (GO): protein folding
Cellular component (GO): prefoldin complex; cytoplasm
Molecular function (GO): protein folding chaperone
Source: RefSeq, a predicted model, not a curated record